Messenger RNA from Suillus subaureus, 1553 nucleotides. RefSeq lists its product as uncharacterized. The coding region runs from base 438 to 1373 and encodes 311 amino acids. The record is from RefSeq and is a predicted model, not a curated record. The transcript has 5 exons. NCBI's taxonomy places the organism in Eukaryota, Fungi, Basidiomycota, Agaricomycetes, Boletales, Suillaceae.
ACGGGACCUCGACAGCAGUGCCUCGCGUCUCCAGUAGCCAUUCACUGUGAUAUCAUGGUUUAGACCCGAGCACUGCAACGCUAUGCCCCACGGUGCAAAAGAGGUGCCGGCACUCUCUAAGGGAGUGGUGCCAAGCGAAUUAUCUAACACAUUCGGUUCGAACUAGUUUUGAAUGUUAAAUGGAGACCAUGCUUUGUUGCGAACAUGGUGUAAACCAGGUCAUUAUCGAACUCACAGCAAAUCAAUACCACAAAAAGCAAGCGUUCCAUUCUUACAAGACAGUGAUCGGCAAAUGGGGGAGUUUUACACAGCAUACAAAAGGGAAGUUAAAUGGCUGAUACUCUCACAUCCAUGAAUAACAAGGUUACAGCUAAUUAUUGUUUCGAUAAAAGCAACGUUAGUCUUACGACUCGUGAGAUCACGAUUAUCUCUCUUCCAUGUCCAUAACCCUCGACGACCGUGACUUCAGUUUCACUUACAGUGGUUCAUGGUUUCAUGGGGGCCAAGCGGGAUUCGAAUACGAUAACACUACCACAGGAACGAAUACGGCAGGUUCGAUGGCCUUGUUCAAUUUUUCUGGUGUCAGCGUUAGUGUAUUUGGUACCGUCGGCCCCAUUCAUUACGCGGGGCAAGAUGUGGGAGCCCCAAUCUCAUCAUACCAGGUUGAUGGUCAACCUGCGGUGACUUUUACAGCUCCUGCACAAGGAGGAACUCUGUUUCACCACAACUUUUUUACUUCUCCAACAUUGGGCAAUGGUCCACACCAAUUAAAAAUCACCAAUCUCAAUCAAAGCAGCUAUCUUUGGCUUGACUAUGUUCAGUAUACCCCGUUGUCAGCGACAUCAUCUAGCCCGUCAUCUCCUGCAACUACCAAUAGCCAACAAUCCAUUCCAAUAUCAUCUUCGACUGCUCCCGAGCCUCUAACUAACCCGUCGUCCUCGCCAGUCCCUCAAACUUCAGUACAAACUACCAAGAAAAACAAUGCACCAGUGAUUGGAGGUGUGGUCGGAGGGGUAUUACUGGUUGUGGCUGUACUGGCGCUGAUUUUUUACCUGCGGAGACAACUCAAUGCUCAAACGGUAGCUGGAAAAACAAAUGUGGAAAAUGCUCCUAACCCUUCCAUAUAUGAGGUUCGCAGCAACUACGACUUCUCGACCACGUCGAACGCACCUCUCCCUUCUGUUAUCCCACCAUCUACCGUAGGUAUUGGGAGCGUGAGUCGUGUUGAGGACUUGGAGGCCGAUACUUUCUUCCCUCGCCAGAUAGCCAACGAGGAACAAGUCUACCUACAUGAUGAUGGCGGUGUCCGUAUAGCUGGUGGUCCGCUCCGCGGACAGGUGGACAUUCCUCCCGAGUAUCGAGAGUACUUAUGAUUAAUUUGUAUAAUUUUCAUGAUGGUUUGUCCGGGAGAUGCAUUCACUGUUCUGCCAAAAUCUAGACUGCUUAAAGUGCUACCGUAUAUUUUAAUUCAGCACCAAGUACCUCUGAUCAUUUUGCUGAUGUGGCGGUCUGAGGAAUUAGCAAAGCAUUAAUAACAGAGCACAAUGUCCGUC